Cylindrotheca closterium is the source of this 4014-nucleotide messenger RNA. NCBI's taxonomy places the organism in Eukaryota, Bacillariophyta, Bacillariophyceae, Bacillariales, Bacillariaceae. The record is from the annotation of a GenBank genome assembly.
AUGUUAUUCUCAUGGAACCUUCAGGGAACGCUUGUUCUAAUAGUAUGGCUGAUAAGCAUAAGCACGAUCCAUGUCUGUGUUGACGGGGCGGCAGCAGAUGAGCAAGAAGAAACGAUAUCAUCAUCGUCAGAUGAUGAUGAUGACAGUGACCUGCAAAAUACCGUGUACAGCAUGAUUCAAUGGGUGAUCAAUCAUGGUGGCUACGUGAGUCCGAAAAUCGAGCUCCGCGCUUUUUCUGUGGAGAUUGACGGUUUUGACUCUCCCUCCUCUGAUGAUGACGACGACGACAAUGAUGAAAAAUAUUCCUUUGGAGUGUUUAUCAAAUCUGAUGAAAGGGUCAAAGAAGGCGAACGUUUACUGGAUUUACCGGACGAUGUCAUGAUCUACUCCGAUGUCAAGGCGGUUACGGUUCUUGACAACAUGUGUUUGCUGGCAGAUGAAGUUCUACUUGAGAGGAACUUGAACGCUGAGGGAAAAAGCGAGUAUGGGCCUUACUUGGACUUUUUUGAAAAGUUUGUGGUUGGUCAAAUCAAUUUGCCGGCAACCUGGUCUCAAACUGGACGGUACAUAUUAGGAAAUAUCACACAAGCUACCUACUUUACGACAUUCCGACAUUAUUAUGGAUGCUUCCUCCAAGGAGAAUCAGGAGAAGAGAUUCAGAGGAUUCUCAACGAAUCAGGACUCGAAGGCUUUGGAGAUCCCGAUUUUUGGGACGAGAACCUUGAAAUCGCCUUAUCUCGAGGAAGGCACGACGAUCUGCUGGUGCCACUGUAUGACAUGAUCCAACAUUCCAACGAUCCAAGAAAAAUGAAUAUCGUAAGAAAGAAGAGCGGCAGUCCUAAUGAUCACUCUUUCAGCGUUUUCGCAUCUCGGGACAUGGGACCGUCGGAAGAGCUUCGGUACUCAUAUGGUCUCGGUAGUCCCCAAGAAAAUCACUGGCUUGGUUUUGUCGAUUAUGGACUUGGAACCAUGGAGAUGUUCCGGACUCAUGGAUUUGUUGAACCCUAUCCUCAACGUUGGUUUUUCCCCGAGCAUGCACUAGAUUUUAUGAUUCACCAGGAUGGGCCUGACGACGACGGCACAGAAGCUUACCAGCCAAAGUUGAGGGUUCAAUGGCUAUCCGAUACGAUACCUGAUGAUGAUGCACUCUAUACUCUAAGGGUGAACUAUGACGGUCUAUUUGACAUUCGUAACCAAAUGAUUGAUGCAUACAACUCACCGAAGACGAACCAUAAUUUGCUGGCCCAUCUCACUCCACACGAAAUCAGCAUUUCAUUUGAGUUUCUUCUUAGCUAUAUUGCCGCACUUGACACAGCAUUGAAAGCUGCUGAUGCUAUGAACCAGCGAACUGGCUCCGAGUACAUUGUCACCGAAGAGAAAGUUGCAAUCGAAAACAUGGACCAUCUGUACUUUCAGCUGUACCAGUGCAGCACGAUGAUUACAAAGAUUUUGAACCACGAGUUCAAUGCAAUUGACGAAUUACAAUCGGCCUACCAGCAAAUCAACUACUACAAAGAUCCGAAGACGAACGACCGAUGCCUCUACCUCGACAGUGUCUACCAACAAUGUAUUUCUUACUGGCCACACUACCACGAGCUCGUCGUUCACAAGUCCGCAAAGUACUUGAAAGAAGAUCUCCGAAGGGUUCUGUGGGUUGGAGGUGGAGAUUCCGGGGUUCUCAAUGAGUUCCUCAAGUACCCUACCCUAGAGCUGGCUGUCGGUCUAGAACUAGAUCAACAAGUCACUCGAUCAGCAUUCAAGCACUUUGCUUCGCGACCACAUUACGAUGAUCCGAGAGUCCAGUGGUGGUAUGGUGAUGCUUCUGAAUCCCUACUGAUGCUGCCGGAGCACUACUUUGGAUCGUUCGACUUGGUCAUUGUGGACUUGUCGGAUACAGUAUUCUCGUUGUCAGUUUCAGCAGAGUUGGAUGUGAUUGAAGCUAUAAGUCUACUGCUUCGGCCGGGUGGCAUCUUUGAAAUGAACGAGUUGUUCAUGAAAAAAGUCAGCAAAGUGUUUGAAUACACUGUUCAUUACAACUUUAAUGAUGUGCCAAGGAUUUUGGAUCAGUCUGCCAUAUUCGCUAGCAAUGACGUCGAUUUUAUGUCCCGAGAGCUGACGGAGCACGAGUUGGUGGAAGAUGCAACCAUCUUGGUCGAAAAGGAUAGCAUGUUGACGAAACAUCGGUUCGACCGCAUCCAUGAUUAUCGGCACAACCCAAAUCCUGCCUUUAAGAAACUUUGCAAGGUAACCCAAGAAGAAGAAGAAGAGAAACCAUCAGAAGACCAGCCGCAAUCUGCAGCCCCUGGAAUCAUGAUGAUAGUUGAAGCCGAAAGCUUGACUGCUGACCUGUCGUCGCUCCCAGCGGUUCGUAUUUCCGUUAUCAAAGCCAUCGAGGGAGUUGGUUUGACUGUAGUAUCGGAAAAGGAAUCUCCAUUGGAGUCGCCUUGGUUUGUGAUUGUGAUGAAGGAAGGAUACGUGGUUGUUCGACUAUGGGUAGAGAAAAAGUACUGUGCAUUGGAUCUUCAUUUGUGGAGUUCUUUCGACAGUCACGAGGGACUCAAGAAGGCAAUUGUGGCAGAUGCCUUGGGUGGCGACUUGAUGAACAAGUCCACAUCAUCCUACCGCAUUGUGGCAGGAGGAAUGUUUGGGCUAUCGAAUUGGAAGGAGGAGGCCAAAAAGCAUGGACCUCAAAUUGACAAUCUGUGCUCCGAAAAGGAAGCGCCAGUACUUGACCAGCCAUCUUCCGCUGAUGUAUACGAACUUGCGCUUGAAACGAGUCUGGACAUCAUUCAAGGCAAGGAGUUGACAGUUGCAGUGAUGUGCAAUGUAACUUCGGAACCCUGCCAAAGUUUGGAAACACUCUAUGAUCAUCGCCUCGUUAACCAUAUUAUUCCAUUGCAUCCUUGCACGGUGGAUGACGUGAAGUUUGAUGGAUGGACAGGAAAUAAGGAAGAAUAUCUGGAUGAAUGUACCAUGCAGCGAGUCCAGCAAAUCUUGCAACAGGAACUGAAGGAGAACGAGUUCGUUGAUAUGCUGAUCCUAGAUCCUGGUUGUAGCGAAGAAUUCAGCGACUCUCUGCGAUACUUGAACAAUGGCACCUAUAUCAACUUUGACGAUAUAUUUGUCGUGGGCACUGUCGAUUCCAAGAACGACGUUUGGAAACGUAAGCUUGUUGAUUACUUUCGAUUUGGAUUGGCCCAAGUGGAUCCGGUGCAUCGGGCGCAUCUUUUGUUCAAUUCUACCAGUCAAAAGAGCAGCUUGGAACUCGUGAUGGGAGUUGUGGGCGAUCCACUCUUCUUUGAGCACAUGGUGGAUGCAGUGAAGAGAGCUCACGAAAUCGAUGGGGAGGACGAUCCUACUGCUGAUGUCACGAUAGAAAUCCGAAACGUAUUUGGAGGCUACUGGAGGGAUGACAAGAUUGAUGAUUGCGAUCUCGUUGAGUUCAGUCAGGUGACGAAAGCAGAGGACUAUGACACUACCGAUGCCAAAUCGCAAUGGGCUUCUCAACGACCAGCUGGCACGCAAUCCGUCGCUCGUUUUGUCAACCAAGACCAGCUCGAUCCCCAAGUUUUAUUACCAUUGGAAGACCCUCAAAAGCUGAUCAAUGUUGUCCGAAACGCAUUGGCUCCGAAGGGAGCCAUUUUCGAGGCAUUUCAAUUCAAAUCCAUCAAUGGCGGCGAUGGAGUUGUCUGUACGGGCUCAUGGGGCCAAGGGACGGCAGUGAUCUCUUGGGAUGGUAGAAGCCAAGUUGACAUUAACCUGUGGAUAUCCAAUAAGUCCACCAUGAUGGAAAAUGAUGAGGAAACCUGCAGUUCUCCUGAUGCCAGUCCAGAAAGUGUGACGGACCAAGAACUAAAGGAUAUCAAGAUGUUGGAGGUUCUCAUUGUGGCCAAUACAGCCAGCACGUUGAAACCUAGUCUUCGAGAUGUCCAACCACGAGGCUACGGCAGGAUUAUCAAUUCCCAAAAGGAUUUAGAUUCUGUGGAUACCUUUUUCAACCAACACGACCGGUAG